Messenger RNA from Oryzias latipes (Japanese medaka), 1166 nucleotides. RefSeq names its product ubiquitin-fold modifier conjugating enzyme 1 (gene ufc1). The record is from RefSeq and is a predicted model, not a curated record. Gene Ontology annotation, molecular function: UFM1 conjugating enzyme activity. Gene Ontology annotation, cellular component: cytoplasm. Gene Ontology annotation, biological process: protein K69-linked ufmylation. NCBI's taxonomy places the organism in Eukaryota, Metazoa, Chordata, Actinopteri, Beloniformes, Adrianichthyidae.
UGCGCCGUGUAUUGUGGGAGAUCCACGUCACGUUCCAGAACCGAGCGUUAUCAGUGAAACCAGGAUGGCAGACGAGGCCACGCGCAAGGCUGUGUCACAGAUCCCACUUCUCAAGACCCACGCGGGCCCGCGGGAUCGCGCGCUGUGGCCCCAGCGCCUGAAGGAAGAGUACCAGGCUCUGAUUCGGUUCGUGGAGCAAAACAAAGCCGCCGACAACGACUGGUUCCGGCUCGAGUCCAACGCGGACGGCACGCGUUGGACCGGCACGUGCUGGUUCGUGCACGAGCUGCUGCGGUACGAGUUCCGGUUAGAGUUCGACAUCCCGGUGACGUACCCGGAAACGGCUCCGGAGCUGGCCAUUCCGGAGCUGGACGGGAAGACGGCAAAGAUGUACCGGGGCGGCCGGAUAUGCCUCACCGAACACUUCGCCCCGCUCUGGGCGCGGAACGCGCCGCGCUUCGGGCUCGCGCACCUCAUGGCGCUUGGGCUCGGCCCGUGGCUCGCGGUGGAGGUUCCGGACCUAAUCAGCAAAGGGCUCGUGGCCCACAAGGAGCGGCCGCGAGAGGCGGCAGAGUGACGUCACAGAGGCUCUUCAAAAUAAAACUUCCAUUUCCACAGCUGGUGUUUGGGUUCUGUUAACGGACGCUCUGCAGGUCAUCCGUGAACCCGAGCCCACAGAACCGAGAAGAAGAAAGUCCAGAAACAAACCACGAAGAAAAGGAGGCACUGAGGAGACUCACCUGUUCCUCUGUGGUUUAUUGGCAGACAGGUGAUUGUUGCUUUGCGCCACGGCCCAGGCUGGAGUGGAUCAGAACCACACCCCCAACCUUCUCCCAAAGCACCACCCACAUGUUCCAUGGCAUGUUCACCAAAUAAAAAGAUUCCUCAGCACUUUGUUCCAGCUCAUCUUCAGGUUCUCCGUUCACAUUUCAGGUUCUGUCAGCAUCACGGUUCCCACUCACAUGUUUAGAACAGUAGGUCCCGAUCCAAGUCUGGGUAUGUCUCCACCUCCCUACUGUUGUCCUGAUCGCACCUGUGACAACAGACGGAGAACAGGUGAGGAACUACAACACCUUUUCUGAUGGUUCCUCCCAGGAUGCCUCUGGUUGUUUACGGUCAAAACCUUCUGCAGAUAAACUUCAAUAAACCAUUAAGCUUCCAGCACA